CAAAGAGAAGCUAAAGAACUUGGUAGCUGAUGAAGGUAAGACAAUAACGUUGCAUUGUGAGCUUUCAAAAGCUGGCGUCCCAGUACAAUGGUGGAAUGGAGAUGAACUGCUCCAGCCUGGAGAAAAGUAUCAGAUGAAAGAAAGGGACGCAUCUGUUGAGCUUAUCAUCCGCGAGGCCACACCUGAAGACAGUGGAGUCUACAUAUGCAUCUGCGGAGACCAGAAGACCAAAGCUACAGUCAAAAUUGUUGGUGCUCCUGCAACUUUUAAGCAAAACCUCAAGAACCAAGAAGCUUCAGAAGGGCAAUCUUUGAUUUUACUAUGUGAGCUCUCCAAAGCUGGAGUACCUGUGGAAUGGUGGAGAGGAGAAAAACAACUACUUCCAGGGCCACGGUACCAGAUGAGGCUGGAUGGAAAGAAUGCUGAGUUGGAAAUAACUAGUGUUUUACCUGAAGAUACUGGGAUAUACAGCUGUGUUACUGGAGACCAGAAGACCACAGCUGAAGUGAAAAUCAAAGCUCUUCCAAUUACUUUCAAACGAGAGCUUCAAAACCAGGUGUCUACAGAGGGUAAAAGUGCAACAUUUGCCUGCGAGCUUUCAAAGCCUGGUGCUCCAGUUGAAUGGAAGAAGGGUAGAGUGAUUCUGAAACCUGGAGGAAAAUAUCAGAUGAAGCUUGAGGGACGGAUAACGAAACUGGUGAUUAAUAACCUUGCAGAGGAUGAUGCAGGAAAUUAUACUUGCAAAACCAAAGAUUCACAAUCGACAGCUGAACUGACGGUUCAAGGACUCCCUGCGACCUUCAAAGUAACUUUGAAGAACCAAGAAGCUCAGGAAGGGAACAGUGUCACUUUGCACUGUGAACUUUCCAAACCUGGUGUUCGAGUCGAAUGGUGGAAAGGAGAAGAAAUGCUCAAGACUGGGGAAAAAUACCAGCUAAGGCACAAAGAAGCAACGGUGGAAUUGUUAAUAAGGAAGGCACUACCAGAAGAUAGUGGAGUUUAUCGCUGUAUAUGUGGAGAUCAAAAGACAGAAGCCACCAUCAAAGUUAAUGCUCUUCCUAUCACAUUUAAACAAGAACUUAAAAAUCAAGAAGGUGAGGAAGGAACAAACGUCAUGUUGCGUUGUGAGCUCUCGAAGGCCAGUGCUGAUGUGAAGUGGUUCAAGGGAGAGGAACUUCUAAAGUCUGGAGAUAAGUAUCAGAUAAGACAAUUGGCAACUAAAGUGGAGCUUGUCAUCAGAAAACCAGUACCUGAAGAUAGUGGGGUCUACUCUUGUGAAUGCCCCCAUCAGACUUCCAAAGCCUUGGUUAAAAUCAAUGCUCUCCCAAUAACAUUCAAACAAAACCUGAGAAACCAGGAAGUGGUGGAGGGCAACACUGCUGCACUGCGAUGUGAAUUUUCCAAACCCGGUGCGACGGCUAAGUGGUGGAGGGGAAAAAAGGAGCUGAUCCCGGGAGAGAAGUACCAGAUGAGGACUGAGGGAAGGAUUGCAGAGUUACUCAUCAAGAACGUGAACCUGGAAGAUGUUGACUCAUACAGCUGCACCACUGGAAGUGAAAAGACAACAGCAGAGGUCAAAGUCAAGGCUCUGCCUGUUACAUUUAAACAAGAACUCCAAAAUGAAGUAGCAAAAGAAGGUGGGCAAGCAGUGUUUACUUGUGAGCUUUCUAAACCCAGCGCUCAAGUUGACUGGAGAAAAGGGAGAGUUAUACUCAAGCCCAAUGAGAAGUAUGAAAUGAAGCAAGAGGGGAGGUUCACCAAGCUUGUCAUACACAACAUAGAAGCUAGCGACGCUGGGAACUAUUCAUGUAAAACCAAGGAUUCUGAGUCAACUUCUGAGUUAACUGUUAAGGUUCCACCCAUCACCUUCAAAGUAAAAUUGAAAAAUCAGGAACUUGAAGAAGAAAACCUGCUUGUGUUGCACUGUGAACUCUCAAAAGCUGGCUAUCCUGUUGAAUGGAGAAAAGGAGAAGAGCUUCUAAGACCUGGUUGUAAAUAUCAAUUCAGGGAAUAUGAUACUACAAGGGAGCUGAUCAUCAUAAAAGCAAUGCCUGAAGACAGUGGAAUCUACAGUUGUACUUGUGGGGAACAAAAGACCAAAGCCACAAUCAAAGUGUUUGCCACGCCAGUAACAUUCAGACAGAACCUUAAGAACCAGGAGGCUCCAGAAGGAGGUCUAGUUGUUCUGCAUUGUGAGCUGUCCAAAGCUGGAGUGCCGGUUACAUGGUGGAGAGGAGAUGAGGAAGUCAGUAAUGGAAGUAAAUUCCAGAUCAAGCAGGAAGGAUUGGUUGCCGAGCUGUACAUUAAGAACAUCCUUCCUAUGGAUGUUGGGGAAUACAGCUGCAUUAUUGGAGACCAGAAGACCACAGCUGAAGUCAAUGUUAGGGCUGCCGCGUCUGUGUUCUUUGAGAAAGAACUUGAAAGUCAGGAAGCAGUAGAGGGGGAUUCAGUCCUGUUUAGUUGUUUGCUGUCUAACUCAAAUGCUCCAGUGACCUGGAGAAAAGAUGCAAAGCAGAUUGUGCAGGGUGGGCGAUACACCCUACAACAUAAAGGUUCCACUCAGGAGCUUGAAAUCAGGAAACUGAGAGUAGAGGAUGCUGGCGUAUACACAUGCAGCGUCAGAGGCAAAAAGACCUCUGCAAACCUUAACGUGAUGGAACGUGUGAGGAUUGUAAAAGGGCUACGUGACUUGACGGUUACUGCUGGCGAGAACGCUCAAUUUGUAUGUGAAUUAUCACAUGAAAAUGUCCUUGAUGGAAUUUGGUGGCUCGGUUCCACCGUACUGCAGGAGAACGAGAUGAAUCAAAUGAGUAUCUCUGGCCGAGAACACCACCUGGUGCUCACUAUGACUACACCUGAGGAGUCAGGUGUUGUGUCUUUUGUGGUGGGAAAUGAACAGACAUCUGCUCGUCUGCGGGUUAACAGCAAACCAAAAGUUUUUAUAGAGGAGAAACUGAAAGACAUGACUAUUUUUGUGGGUGAUUCUGCCACUUUGACCUGUGUGACCUCUGACUCCCGUACGCCUGUAACCUGGAAACGAAAUAAUGUGACCCUGCUACCUGGAGAGAAGUAUGAACCUCUGAAAGAAGGGAAACGCAAUCUUCUUCUGAUUCACAAAGUCAGAAAAGAGGAUGCUGGGAUUUACAUGUGCGAUACAGGAGACAUGCAGAGUAGUGCUACACUAACGGUUAAAGAACGUCCUAUAUUUUUCCGUGGGGAGCUCCAAAACCAAGAAGCUGAAGAAGGGGAGAUUGCGUUCUUGAGGUGUGAGUUGUCUCAACCUGGAGUCGCGGUUGAGUGGAAGAAGGGAGCCGUUCUGCUUCAUCCUGGGAACAAAUAUGAGAUGAAGCAAGAUGGAUGUGAGCUACAGCUACAGAUCAAUGAUCUCACAAGUCAGGACAGUGGGGCCUACCGGUGUUGUGCUGAUGGCAUUGAGACCAGGGCCAGUAUUACUGUAAAGGAACGUCCCUUGUUUUUCCAUGAAGAGCUCCAAAAUCAAGAAGCGGAGGAAGGUGAAAUGGCCUUUCUGUGCUGUGAGCUCUCUAAACCUGGAGUGUCAGUACAGUGGAAGAAGGGGGCAAUGGUGCUGAAGAGUGGAAGGAAAUAUAAGAUGAUGCAAGAAGGCAAUGAGCUACAGCUUCAGAUCUGUGACCUUACAAGUCAAGACAGUGGCAUCUACAGAUGCUGUGCUGGCAGCCUGGAAACACGGGCUAAUGUUUUAGUUAAAGAGCAACCUCUUUUCUUCUGUGAGGACCUCCAUAACCAAGAGGCAGAAGAAGGUGAGACGGCCUUCCUGUGCUGUGAGCUCUCUAAACCUGGAUUUGAGGUGCAGUGGAAGAAGGGGGCAAUAAGACUGAGACCAGGAAACAAAUAUGAUAUGAAACAAGAUGGCUGCAAAGUCCAGCUCCAGAUCCAUGACCUGACAAGUCAAGAUAGUGGCACAUACAAGUGCUGCUCUGGAAGCGUCUUUACCACAGCAACUAUUGUAGUCAAAGAGCAACCACUGUACUUCUGCAAGAAGCUUGAAUGUCAAGAAGCAGAAGAGGGGGAAACGGCUGUCUUUUACUGUGAGCUUUCCAAACCAGCAUCUGGUGUACAAUGGAAGAAAGGAGCAGUGCUGCUGAAGUCUGGAAGAAAAUAUGAAAUAAAUCAGAAUGGUGGUGAACUGCAGCUUCACAUACGUGAACUCACAAGUCAAGACACUGGUGUUUACACAUGCUGUGCUGGUGCUCUCGUGACCUCAGCAUCUCUGGCAGUGAAAGAACAACCUCUUUAUUUCUCGGAGGAGCUUCAAAGGCAAGAAGUGGAAGAAGGUGAGACUGCCAUCCUGUGCUGUGAGCUCUCCAAAACUGAAGUUGCAAUUCAGUGGAGAAAGGGAACACUGUUGCUUAGGCCAGGAAGCAAAUAUGAGAUGAAGCAAGAUGGCUGUAAAUGUUUGCUUCUGAUACACGAAUUGAACAGUCAGGACAGUGGUUCCUACAAAUGUUGUGCUGGUAGCUUGGUGACCACCACUUCUCUUGAGGUGAAAGAACCACCCAUUUUCUUCAGAGAGGAGCUUCAAAGUCGAGAGGUAAAAGAAGGAGAAACAGCCACCCUGACCUGUGAGCUUUCAAAACCUGGAGUUGCGGUGCAGUGGAAGAAAGGAACGGUGCUGCUAAAACCAGGAAAAAAAUAUGAGAUGACACAAAAUAGCUGUCUACUGCAACUUCACAUACGUGACCUGAAAAGUGAAGAUACUGGCUCCUAUAAAUGUUGUGCGGGUAGCUUGGUGACAACUGCUUCUCUUGUGGUAAAAGAGCAACCUUUAUACUUCUGUAAGAAUCUUCAAAGUCUUGAAGCAGAAGAAGGUGAGACGGCCUUAUUUAACUGUGAGCUCUCAAAGCCUGGAGUUAGUGUGCAGUGGAGGAAAGGAACAGAGUUGCUCAGUCCAGGAAACAAGUAUGAGAUGAAACAGGACGGAUGUAUACAACAACUUCAGAUACGUGACCUGAAAGGUAUAGAUUCGGGCUCCUAUAAGUGCAUUGCAGGUAGACAGGUGACAACUGCUUCUCUUCUGGUAAAGGAAGAACCAUUAUUCUUCUCAAAGGAACUCAAAAACCAAGAAGCAGAGUUGGGUAAGACAGCCAUAUUGUGCUGUGAGAUCUCGAAACCUGAAACUUCGGUGGAGUGGAAGAAAGGAGCAGUGCUUUUGAAGCCUGGUAAGAAGUAUGAGAUGAAGCAAUACGGGUGUGAAAUACAGCUUUAUAUAUAUGAGCUAACAGCACAGGACAGUGGGACCUACAAAUGUUGUGCAGGAACUUUGGUCACUACUUGCUCGAUUAAGGUGAAAGAGCAACCUUUAAUGUUCUGCAAGAACCUUCAAAAUCUUGAAGCUGAAGAAGGUGAGACGGUCAUCCUGUCCUGUGAGCUCUCAAAAUCUGGCGUUGCUGUUCAGUGGAAGAAAGGAACAUCACUGCUAAGUACAGGAAACAAAUACGAGAUGAUACAGGAUGGAUGCGUACUACAACUCCGGAUACGUGAUGUAAAAAGUCAAGAUGGUGGCUCUUAUAAGUGUUGUGCAGGUAGCCUUGUGACAACUGCUACUCUUGUUGUAAAGGAACAACCCUUGGUCUUUUCUAAAGAGCUUCAAAAUCAAGAAGUGAAAGAGGGUAAGAUAGCUAUCUUGCAAUGUGAGCUCUCUAAACCUGUAACGUCUGUUCAGUGGAAGAAAGGAUCACUAGUGCUGAAGCCUAGUAAGAAAUAUGAGAUGAAGCAAAAUGGUUGUCAGCUACAGCUUCAGAUACACAAGCUAACAGCACAGGACAGUGGGACCUACAAGUGCUGUGCUGAGUGCCUGGUUACUACUGGCUCUGUUAUGGUGAAAGAGCGACCUUUAUUCUUCAGUAAAAAUCUUCAAAAUCUUGAAGCAAAUGAAGGUGAAACAGCUUUCUUGAGCUGUGAGCUCUCAAAACCAGGAGUUGCUGUGCAGUGGAGAAAAGGAACCAUGUUGCUAAACCCAGGAAACAAGUAUGAGAUGAAACAGGAUGGCUGUGUACAACGACUUCAGAUAAAUGACCUGAAAGGUGUAGAUUCUGGCACCUAUAAAUGCUAUGCAGGAAGCUUGGUGACAACUGCUUCUCUCGUAGUAAAAGAAAAUCCUUUGUUUUUUUCUGAGGAGCUUCAAAACCAAGAAGUUGAAGAAGGUAAGACAACCAUAUUGUGCUGUGAGCUCUCGAAACCUGGAACGUCUGUGCAGUGGAUGAAAGGAACAGUUUUGCUGAAGCCUGGUAAGAAGUAUGAGAUGAACCAGGAUAGCAACAAACUGCAGCUUCUGAUUCAUGAACUUUCAGCCCAGGACAGUGGGACUUACAAAUGUUGUGCUGGAAGUCUGGCUACUACUGGCUCCAUUAAGGUGAAAGAGCAACCAUUAUUCUUCUGCAAGAACCUUCAAGACCUUGAAGCAGAAGAAGGGGAGACAGCUUUCUUGAUCUGUGAACUUUCAAAACCCGGAGUUGCUGUGCAGUGGAAAAAAGGAACGGUGUUGUUAAAGCCUGGAAGCAAGUAUGAAAUAAAACAGGAUGGCUUGAAAUUGCACCUUCAAAUUCAUGACCUAAAAUGUCAGGACAGUGGUGUCUUCAAAUGCUGUGUUGGCAGGAUAGAGACCACAGCUUCUGUUAUUAUAAAAGCUUCUACUAGAACUAAAGACAUCCCUCAAAUCCCACCAAGAUCAAAAGGAAAAAAUGCUCAACUGAGUGUUAUUGUUGAAGAAACAGACAGUAGUCUAGUGGACAAUAAACAAACUGUGGUAAUUCAAGCACCGGACAAGAGUACCCCAGCUAUUAAAUUCCAGGAAACAGCAGAAGAACAGGAGGUUAAGAAGAUAUCAUUGGAUAGUCAAAAUGGAAAAGAUGAGGGUCCCGGAAUGCCUCAAGUUAUAAAUGAGCUUAGUCAUACAGAAGAAGAACCUGGAAUUCCUUCUUGUACCUAUGAAACUGAAAGAGACGGAAAAAAUCCAGGGGGCAUGGAUUCAAAUCAGUUUGAAGCUAAGAUUCCUUUAAACCAGUACAAUAAAGGGAUCACAGAACAAGUUCAGAAGAAAACUCCAAGUAUAGAUACUAAAGAACACAAAGAAAGUGAUCUACCUACAGACCUACCCCAGCCUCCACCGCGCUCAAAGAGUAAAGGCUUAAGUGUUUCACCUCAAGACCAGCCCAGUAUUUUUGAAGAGAAGAACCAGAGCGUUAUCAGACAGCCUAGUUUGGACGGCAAACUAGGAGUGGUGAAAAAGCCAACAGUGGAGACCACAAAAGCAUCAGAACAUGUUGUCCUAAUGCCAUCUCCCCCCAAAGAGACAGUAUCUCAACCUUGUGUUGAAUCCAAAGGAAAACCCUUUGCAGCAAAGAAAGAUUUAAAAAUAACUGUAGAUACUACUUCGCCGAUAUCAAAAUUUAAGGACCUUGUUCCACCCCUCCCCAAAGAGAAGGCCACCCAACAAAACAAUGUAUUUGAAGAACAACCAUGUGGUUUUGAGGCAAAGAAUCAGAACGUUGGUUUGGAAUCAGGUGAAUCAAGGAAAGGAAUUUUGCUCACAGAGCCAGUUGUGGACACCAUCUCCAAGGCAUUAGAGGAUAAUGAAAUUCACAUUUGUGACAAUAAAGAGAAGGAUCAGAAAAAGCAAUUCUUGGACAGAAACCGAACGGAAAUUGGUACAGUUCAAUCUAUAGAUAAAAAUCAAGGAAAAGUGUCAAAAGAUGGUACAGAAAAAGCACCAAGUGCUGCUCCAACCAGUCAGAAACGCAAAGAACAAAUCAUUCCUGCAGAAAAAUCUAAAACAAUGGCCUUUUGGGAAGUACAUAGGGAAUCACAGGAUGUCACUGAAGAUCAUGAAGAAGAUGAAAAGACUGUCCUUGAAAAAGAUAUUUCUGGAGUAUCUGUGCCACAGGAAAAGAACUUACAACACAUUGCCAGCAAAGAUCAGAAGAACAUGAAGCAAGUUGUCUCUGAAAAAAAUAUUUCUGGAGGAUCUAUGACUCCACCACUGGAGAAGACCUUAGAAAACACAGCCAGCGGAGAUCAGAUACACUUGAAGCAGGUUGUCCUGGAAAAAGAUAUUUCUGGAGGAUCUAUGACUCAACCACAAGAGAAGAACUUACAAAGCAUGGCCAGCAAAGAUCAGAAGAAUGUUAAGCAGGUCGUCCUGGAAAAGGAAAGUUUUGGAGGAUCUAUGACUCCACCACAGGAAAAGAACGUACAAAGCAUGGCCAGCAAAGAUCAGAAGAAUGUUAAGCAGGUCGUCAUGGAAAAAGAUAUUUCUGGAGGAUCUAUGCCUCAACCAAAGGAGAAGAACUUACAAAGCAUGACCAGCAAAGAUCAGAAGAAUGUUAAGCAGGUCGUCCUGGAAAAAGAUAUUUCUGGAGGAUCUAUGCCUCAACCAAAGGAGAAGAACUUACAAAGCAUGACCAGCAAAGAUCAGAAGAAUGUUAAGCAGGUCGUCCUGGAAAAAGAUAUUUCUGGAGGAUCUAUGCCUCAACCACAGGAGAAGAUCUUACAACACAUAAUCAGUGAGGAUCAGCAAAAUGUUAAGCAGGUUGUCCUGCAAGAAGAUAUUUCUGGAGGAUCUAUGACUCAACCACAGGAAAAGAAGAUGGAGCACAUCACGAAACAUGCCCAAAGUGCGGACGCCAACAGAAAUUCCCAGGUAGAACAAAGUAGUUUGGAAAGUCCUGGUAAAGAAAUUGAACUUGAUGAUGAGCCAGAGGUGCUUGAGGCAGCCAUUAAAAUUCAAGCUGCUUUCAAGGGGUACAAAACCCGAAAGGACAUGCGUCUUGUGUUCAAGGAAGUGUUCAAAAACCAGAAUAUCGAAUUUGGUGGCACAGCAUUGUUAGAGUGUCUCGUGGAAGGUAAAAUUAGCACUGUGCGCUGGCUUAAAGAUGGCAUAGAUCUCAAACCUGAAAAAAAGUUCAGAAUCACCCAAAAUGAGGAGGGCAGGUGUCUUCUAACAGUUUCUAAUGUUACAACUAAAGAUGCUGGAAUAUACACAUGCGAGGUUGCAAACAAGUUUGGAAAAAUUAGUUACAAUGGGAAUGUGAUAGUGACCAUUCCCCAAAAGCCAUUUGAGAAAUUGCAGGCCACGCAAAUGCCAGGUAAAGAAGUCAUCUCUGGGAAAGAGACUCAGCUGAUCUUAAACCAGGAGGAGAAGUCAUUGAGACUUGCCUAUGAUUUACCAGCAGAUGACACUUACAGCAAGAUCCAGGAUAAGAGGAGGAGUCUAAUUUCAGUCAGCUCUGUAUCCUGUCACUCAGAUUAUGAUACAGCCCCUGAUGCUGAGACUGAAAAUAUAACUUGGGGGAAAGUGGCAGACAAGUUCAAAUCAGAGGCUCCAAUUACUUCAGAAAUACCAAGAAGUGUUAGUUCACCACCACCACCAAAGACUACAAGUCAGCUGAAAGUCAAAGGUGCCAGCUCGCAGAAUCAAGCUGCUUCACCCAAACGUAUCCAUUCAUACAAGUCCUCUGCAAACAUAGAGUCAUUCUCUGAGUCUGAUGGAGAUGAAGAGGGUGGAGAGACAUUUGAUGUUUAUGUGGCCAAAACGGAUUGCCAUCCUAUGGGAGCAAACAAAGAGCCGUUUGUGCUAAAGGAAGGUCAGUUUGUGGAGGUCCUGGACUCGGCCCAUCCUGUAAGGUGGCUUGUUCGUACAAAGCCAACUAAGAUCACACCAUCACGUCAGGGCUGGGUGUCUCCCGCGUACCUAGAGAAGAAGACAAAGGAAAUCUUUUUACUGGCCAAUGAAGAGGACACAAACGUUUCUGUUGAGAAAGGCAAAAAGAUAUUCACAAAGGAUGAGCACAGCUUGAUUCAAGGUCAGUUGAUAAGGGGACUGCUUAACGGAGAGAUCGAUUUUGUGCGAGAGAUUAACUUCUUUGUGGAGCACCAUUUGGAGUACCUAGAGAUGAGCUCUCAAGUUCCUCUUACCAUCCUCAGUCAAAAGGAAUACAUAUUCCGCAACAUUAGGGAAAUCGCAAGCCUCCAUGAAUGCUGUAUCCUUCCCAAGCUGGAAAUGUGCUUUACUGAUGAUGAUGUAGCCCAGUGUUUCAUCAACUAUGCCACAGACUUUGAAAUGUACCUCCAGUACAUAACAGGGCUUCCCCAGGCUGAGGCCUGCAUCUCAGACAAAAACACACAGUAUUUCUUUAAGCAAUAUGCAAACACAGAGUUGACUCAUCUGGAUACCCGGGUCCUCAGUGUUAACACCUAUCUACAAAGACCCCUGGAGAGAAUUCAAACAUACAAGAAUGUACUUAAGGAGCUGAUCCGGAACAAAGCAAAGAGCAGCCAAAGUUGUUGCCUUUUGGAAGACGCCUUUGCCAUGGUUUCCUGUUUGUCUUGGCGUGCUGAGAAUUUGCAUCAUCUGUCCAUGAUUGAAAAUUACCCGGCACCUCUUAAGGGGCUCGGAGAACCCAUUAGACAGGGCCAUUUUACAGUAUGGGAGGAACUUCCUGAAGUCAAAAGCUCUCAGCGAGGACAUCAUCGUCAUGUCUUCCUCUUUAAAGACUGCAUUGUCCUCUGCAAGCCGAAGAGAGAACUUGGCUUAUACACCGAAGCUUACUUAUUCAAGAACAAAAUGAAGUUAAGUGAUGUUGAUGUAAAGGAUACAGUGGAAGGCAAUGACAGAUCAUUUAUUCUGUGUCAUGAACAUCGGGGAAUGGUAAGAAAGAUUGUUCUGCAGGCUCGAACUGUUCUCCUCUGCCUCUCCUGGCUUAAAGAUCUGAGAGAUCUACAGCAGCGUGCCAGACAACAUGCUUGGAGUGCUCCUUGCUUUCAGCAGCAUCUUACUGACUUCUCAGCGAAACUUGGGCAAACUGUCAAACUUUCCUGCAAGAUCACCGGGACACCUAGACCAGUAAUAAAGUGGUUUAAAGAUGGUUAUGCUGUGAAGGAUGACCAACAUCACAUUACAUCAGAAGGACAGUUGGGUGCCUGUUAUCUUGUACUGACUGGGGUCACAGUGGCAGACUCGGGUCAAUACAUGUGUUAUGCAACCAGUCUUGCAGGCAACGCAAGCAGUCUGGCUAACGUCAUGAUCGAUGUUCCUCCAAGCUUCACAACCAGACUACAGAACACACAGCUUGUGAAGGGCCAGGAUGUGCAGUUCAAGUGCUCCACAAAAUCCACUCCUUUCCCAUCAGUAAGGUGGUUUAAGGACGGCAUUGAGCUUGAAAAUAACGAGAAACAUCAGAUUCAGUCCGACAUGCAAACGGGGAGUCUUACCCUCACCAUAAAGAGAGCUGAAGAGUCAGAUUUGGGUCAAUAUCAGUGUGAGCUUCUUAAUGAAGUUGGAAGUGCCAAGUGUAAAGCUGAGCUUGGUUCUCCAGCCCCAUCAAUGGUUACACCCAGCACCCAAAACCAAACACAAACUUCCCCUCGUCCAGAGCCUCAAUCAGAAGGUUGGUCCAGUUCCUUUGUGAAGAACCUGUUCAGUAUACUCUUUCAACCUGCAUACCCUUAUCCACCUGCUGUUGAUAUUGGAGAAGCACACACUGUUGAACAACAGAAUGAUGCAGAGAGACAGAUAAAGACUGAAGAGCGAUUCAUGUGCCCUGAGGAAUCGCAUAUCUGUUCAGACACUGAGGAAGACGUGCUAACAGUGUUUGUUUCUUCAGAACCUCCUGCUGUUCAGGUUGCCACAGAAGACUUAACAGUCCGGCCCGGUCAGCCAGCGACGUUCACUGCCAUUAUUACUGGCCAGCCUAUCCCAGAGAUUAAGUGGGUUAAGGAUGGCCUGGAAAUCUCAACCAAUGAGCACACAGAGAUAGUCCACAGUAAUGCACGUUGCUCUCUUACUUUGCUGGACACUUGCACAGAGGAUUGUGGUACCUACACUUGCUUAGCCAGCAACAGUUUUGGACAAAUCUCUUGCCAUGCCAAACUCACUGUUGAUGCAGGUCCUGAAGACAUCGAGGAGGAAAAAGAGGCAAAGUUAGCAAAAAGGCGAAAACUGCACUCUGUAUAUGAUGUCUAUGAAGAAAUAGGAAGGGGCACCUUCGGGGUGGUUAAAAAAGUCAUACACAGGGCAAGUGGUGAGUGCUUCGCUGCGAAGUUCCUUCCACUCAGAAGCAACACGAGGACCAGAGCUUUCCAGGAGAGAGAUCUGCUGUCUCGUCUGGCUCACCGGAGACUCGCGUGUCUCUUGGACUUCUUCUCCACACGACGCACACUGGUGUUGGUUAUUGAAUUAUGUUCUACACAGGGGUUAUUAGACCAUCUGUAUUUAAAAGGAUCGGUUACAGAGAGGGAGGUCCAGUUAUAUAUUCAGCAGAUUCUGGAAGGUAUUGGAUACAUACACAGUAUGAACAUCUUGCAUCUGGAUAUCAAAACGGACAAUAUUCUAAUGGUCUCCUCAGAAAAAGAAGAAGACAUUAAAAUUUGCGACUUUGGCUUCUGUCAAGAAAUCGACAGUUCCAGACACCAGUACAGCAAGUUUGGGACACCUGAAUUUGUUGCUCCAGAGAUUGUCCACCAAGAACCUGUUACAGUAGCCACUGAUAUCUGGUCUCUUGGUGUUAUUGCUUACCUAUGCUUAACCUGCCACUGCCCUUUCUUUGGGGAGAAUGACCGUGACACGCUUAUGAAGGUAGCCGAGGGCCUGUUGUAUUGGGACACACCUGAGAUCAUAAGCAGAAGUGUGGAGGCACAGGACUUUUUACACAGGGUUUUACAGCCAGAUCCAGACAUGAGACCGUCUGCAUCCGAGUGUUUGACUCACGAGUGGUUUCAAGGUCAUUAUGAGGAUGAGGAGCCAGAGGACAUUAUUACGAAAAAUUUAAGAUCUUUUAUUUCAAGAAGAAAAUGGCAGCGUUCCUUGACAUGUCUCGGCUCUGUUCUGACAUUGAGACCGAUCCCAGAGCUGUUGGAAGCCCCCAUCCAUGACGUUUCAAUUACAACCACGAGGGAGACCCAUGAACCCAGCAGCACUUCCCUAAGUAGUGGAUCCUCUUCAGAGUAUGAUGAAGCAGAUGCCUGGGACUUCUUCCAGCAGGCCAGCCAAGACGAAGAAGACGAUUUGGACGAAGAUGACGAAUACAACCCAUAUGCCUAUGUGUUGAAGAGGCCCGGAUCUCAAGGACAAGAUGAGGAAGAUGUGCUUGAAAGAGGCCCACUGAUGAUUCCCAUGUCAAGAGGGCUCACGCCAGAGCCAGUCCGUUUGGAGCGGAGGGACAGCAGUCCUUCACAAAACAUUUCUGAGGAAGAAGAGGGAUUGGCUGGUGGUCAACCCAUACCACGACGUAGCCUGAUCAAAAGCACCUUCUACUGCAGCUCUGAGCAGCUCUCUCCCAUGUCUGCUCGUCACAUGAUGCGUCGGGAUAAAACCCAAGCCAGAAAGCAAGAGCGUGGCCGCAAGCCUCUACGUGCCAGCCUCUCUGGCAGGUUAAAUGAACCACUCAUAGAAUAUGUGGAAGAUUCUCCUGACAUGGAAGCUAAGAGAAAAGCAUCAAUGUAUUCGUCAAUGCUCAAGUCAAGCUCAUUUGAUAGCGGAGUGACCGUUUCCCAUCCAAACACGCACAUGCAGAGAAGAAGCAGAUCAUUAGAUGUGUACACACAACGCUGUCCAGCUUCAACUGAGCUUAGUGUACAAGGAAAAGAAGAAGAUGAUGAUGUUGAAUAUAGCCAAAAACAAGAUGAAGUCACUGAUGAAGAAGAAAAACCCCAAGAAGUUCAAGUGAGAAGGAAACUUUCAGGGGUUUCUUCAAGGAAGAGCCCAAUUAUGGCAAAGAAAAGAGCGCAGGCCCAUGAGCCUGUUGAAGGACCAGACAAAGGGUCAAGUGUGGAUGACAGCCAACCAGCGACCAAAGAUGCAAAACAUUGGGGUGAUAGAGAGAGCGUCUCGCUUGACCGUGGCUCAGAGGCAUCUAGCAGACCAGGCUCCUAUGAAGAACUCUCCCACAGCCAAUUUGAUGAGAUCUUGAUCGCUGGAUCUUCUGGAAAGAACUCUCCAUGUUCUCUCCUACAAGACUCUGAGGAUGAAGACAUGGAAAGGAUUCUAAGAUCUCUUCGCCAAGACCUCCCACAAGCCCCACCACGACAGCGCACCCAAAGUUCAAGUUCUGGAUUAAAUGAGAUGCGCACUAAUAAAAGAAAUCUUCCACUGAGAAGAAGCUCCUCAGCGGUGGCAGACAGAGAGAACAAAGAGGUGCUUCAAAGACACGCCUCUGCCCCAGCUUUACAAGCCAAACCACCAAAGUCUUCUAAGCCUGGAUUUAUGAAGAUCUUCCGGAAACACUCAUGGGCGAGCCAUUCUUCUCCUCAGCUGGAAGGCUCAGAAAAGAAACAAGCAGAGGGAGCAACCUCACAGCCUAGGUCUCCUCUACUAAACCUGAAAAAGAAGAUGCGAUCGUCUGCCUCCAACAUUACAAAGCUGUUCGGCCGACAGUCAAGCAAAGAAGAUGCAGAGAAGAAGAAAGGUGGACCAAUUGUGAAGAACACCUCUCCUGGAAUGCAAAUGACUUCCAGUCUUGCCACAACACCAACUACCACCUCACCUGAAAGUCCUCAGAAAAAGUCCAAAUUGUUCAGCCUAAAAGUGCCACUGUUUAAGAAAACCAAAGAAAGUCCAGCCAGACUGUCUAGGCCAGAUGUCGUUCAGCUAGCAGGAGGAGGAGCUCUUGUUUUCUGGAAACCAGUGCCGUCCAAUGAACUCAUGACAUAUUGCAUUCAGUAUAGUGCAAAUGGUGGGGAGUGGAGAAACUUGUCUGAGAAUGUUACAGAAAGUUGUUAUACAGCUAAUGCCCUUCCAAAAGGACCAGGAUAUGUUUUCAGAGUGUCCUGUAUCACAAAGACGGGGUUGGCCCCUUUUAGUGAUCCUUCCCCCCCAGCGUUUAUGGCCACCCCUUAUGAAGACUCGCAUAUUCCUCUCAUACAGAUGGGAUCCUUAGGGUCAAAAAUCACUGUACCUGGAGGUUUUGGCACAGAAAAGUCUUACAGCUUUCUUUCGGAAAUCAACAGAGGCCGUUUUAGCAUUGUAACUCAAUGUGAGGACAGCCGCAGCUCCCAGAUGUUUGCUGCCAAGAUGACACCCUACAGAGCAGAGCAGAGGCAACUGGUUUUAAGGGAAUAUCAGCUGCUUCGCCGGCUAAGCCACCCGCAUCUUGUUCAGCUGCAUUCGGCCGUUCUUACCCCUACCUGCCUGGUGCUUAUAGAGGAACUGUGCUCGGGACGAGAGCUUCUUUAUAACCUUGCCGAAAGGGACCUGUAUGGAGAAUUGAAUGUGACUGACCUGCUAGAGCAGAUUCUCAGCGCUGUGGAUUAUCUGCACAGUCGUCGCAUUGUACACCUGGAUCUCAAGUCAGACAACAUGUUGGUGUCGGGACGAAAUGUGAAGAUUGUGGAUUUGGGUUCCGCUCAACAAUUCAUUCGAGGACAGGCGCUGAAUAUUGAGCACAUAAAAGAAAUGACAGAUAACAAAGGGUAUAUUGUUCUUCCUAAAGCUCCAGAGAUCUUGGAAGGACAAGGUGUUGGACCGGAGACUGAUAUCUGGGCUAUUGGUGUUUUGGCUUUUAUAAUGUUGAGUGCAGACAACCCCUUCCAUGCUGAUUUAAAUUGGGAAAGGGAUCGCAACAUUAAAAAAGGAAAGAUCCAGUUGAGUCGGUGCUAUCCAGGCCUGUCAGAGGGGGCCACCAACUUCAUGAAGAACACAAUGAGCAACAAAGCCUGGGCAAGACCAACAGCUGCAGAGUGCCUCCAAAACCCCUGGAUACACGGAGAGCUUCCUUCCCCCAAACAUGGCACAUCUGUGGUCUGCUUCUCAACAGACAAGCUGAAGGCCUAUCUCAGGGAAAGAGAGGUCAAGCGAGACCACGUCCGCACAAAAAUUAAACUCCCACUUUCAUAGUGCAGAUGAAUGUUAAAGGGGACAUUUCACAAGAUGUCAAAUAGAUCUUUGGUGUCCCCAGAGUACACCCAUCAAGUUGUUUUUUUGGUCAAAAUACCAAUAGAUAAUUAAUUAUAACAUGUUAAAAUUGCCACUUUUAGAUGUGAGCAAACAUGUGCCGCAAAUGAGCUGAUCUCUGCACUAAAUGGCAGUGCUGUGGUUGGAUAGUGCAGGUAUUAUCCCCUUCUGACAUCACAAAUUUCAAUGAUCUAUUUUUUCACAUGCUUGCAGAGAAUGGUUUACCAAAACUAAGCUACUGGGUUGAUCUUUUACACAUUUUCUAGGUUGAUAGAAGCACUGGGGACCCAAUUAUAGCACUUAAACAUGGAAAAAGUCAGAUUUUCAUGAUAUGUCCCCUUUAAGAACAUAUUAGGGUGUUUCAAAUUAGGUGUGAAACUGUGAAAAUGCUUUUUGUGUAGUUGUGUGCUUUCUAAAUCAGAGUUCAGUUUAUUUUUGUGCUGCUCUCCGACAUGGAAAAAAGAUUAUGUUGAACACUGCUUUAUUUUUUUCUUAAAUGUAACAUGUUUCAUUAUGUAGUUAUACAUGACUGUCAUUAUUGCAGUGUAAUCAUUCAAAUAGUGACAAUAAUAACAAUACUGUAUUACAUUAGCAUGGCUAUAUACACAAUAGUUAGUAAUAUGUUUAUGGGAUGUGAAUUUUACAUAUAGUGAUAAUGCACAUUUAUUUGAUUAUUUAACUGAAUGUAUUGAAAAGACUCAAUAACAUUGUCCAUCACCUCUCAUAUAUGUGUGAUACAGUUAUAAGACAAUAAAAAUAUAUCAAGCCAUAUGUAGAAUGUGUUAUUACUGUUAGUAAUUUUUCAAAUGUUAAUAAAAACACUGCUCUGUCAAGGGACUACAUUUCUGUGAUAUAUAUAUAUAUAUAUAUAUAUAUAUAU
Messenger RNA from Paramisgurnus dabryanus, 16802 nucleotides. NCBI's taxonomy places the organism in Eukaryota, Metazoa, Chordata, Actinopteri, Cypriniformes, Cobitidae. The record is from RefSeq and is a predicted model, not a curated record.